CUUUAAAACAACAAUGUUGAAAGACAGAAAACCAUAAAACUCCUUUAAUUGUCUCUAUCUCUCUCUCACACACAGUCACACAUUAAUUUGUUCAUUCCAUGGCCACUCCGACAAUAACAAUGUCUUCCUUCAUCUUUAUAAUACUUUUUCACACUCUUUCAGCAUCCAUGGCCACCGCACAACUCCUCAACGCUGCCACUCAAGAUGCUUCCAAUGGAGUGGCUUCUAUUACUGAUGAAAAUUUUGGUUCCCUUGUCCUUAACUCUGAGACUCUUGUAUUGGUGGAAUUCUAUGCUCCAUGGUGUGCUUCCUGCAAAGGUGUUCAUUCCAAAAUGGUUGAGCUGGCAAAUGAUUAUGCAGGUGCGGUCAAGUUUUUCAAACUCAAUGUUGAUGACAAUCGACUUGCUCCUUAUGCAUAUUGGAUUCAAGUUCUUCCAACUGUCCUUUUCUUCAAGAAUGGUGAACACAGAUAUAGACUUCAUAACGUAUCCAAGACAACGUUUCUCAAACAUAUUAAACAAAAUCGAUCUGAGGUAUUUGGACAUGGUAAUGGAGAAUAUGAAUUUUCCGAGACUCUGGCGAAUGGUAGUCCGACGAAUGAGUUUCCUAUUGAGAGGGGCCUUCGACAAGGAGAUCCUUUAUCACCUUUUCGUUUUUUGUUGGCUGCAGAAGGUUUCAAUGUGUUGAUGAAAGUGGUGGUUGAUGCUAAUAUGUUUUCAGGGUACAAAAUCGGCCGAACAGGCGAUGUUAAUGUUCAUGACUCUUGGAUUUGGUUGUUAGAUCCUUCCCGUGGUUACACGGUACGGGAAGCCUAUCGUUUUCUCACUGAUAAUGGUAACGCUGUGGAUAAGACUCUGGUUGAAGAUGUUUGGCAUAAGAGCAUACCCUCUAAGGUGUCAGUAUUUGUGUGGCGCCUUUUCCGGAAUAGACUUCCUACUCGAGACAACUUGGUUCAUCGGCGAGUUCUUCUGAUAGCAGACUCGGUCACACUUGUUAAUUCCAUGACUACCGUCACAAUAACAAUGUCUUCCUUCAUCUUUAUAAUACUUUUUCACACUCUUUCAACAUCUAUGGCCACCGCACAACUCCUCAACGCUGCCACUCAAGAUGCUUCCAAUGGAGUGGCUUAUGUUACCGAUGAAAAUUUUGGUUCCCUUGUCCUUAACUCUGAGACUCUUGUGUUGGUGGAAUUCUUCGCUCCAUUGUGUAGCCCCUGCAAGAAUGUUGAUUUCAAAAUGGUUGAGCUGGCAAAUGAAUAUGCAGGUGAGGUCGAGUUUUUCAAAUUCAAUGUUGAUGACAAUCAACUUAUUCCUUCUAAAUAUGGGAUUAAAGGUAUUCCAAAUGUCCUUAUCUUCAAAAAUGGUGAACAAAGAGAUACACUUUUUGGUAACUUACCCAAGGCAACGUUUAUCAGACGUAUGGAACAAAACCUAUGAGAUGGGCUAUAUUUUUUUUUGUUGCAUGUUUUGCUUUCUUGAAUAAUCAAUCAUUUGUGGUUUUCAAUGAAAAAAUUAUAAUCAUUUAUGGGAUGAUUCCCAUAUUGUGGUUUUUAGAUAAUUAUAGUCACCUACUAAGCAUGAGUACUUGAAAAAAUGAAGUAUUUGUAUCAAAUACGAAUUUGAGACAUAUUGAGGUUUUUCUUUAUUCUCUGUUGUAAGUGAAAUUUGUGACUUUAUGAUAGAUAAACACAAUAAUAUAAUGGUAUUUGUGUAUUUGAGUUUUGCUGUUGUAAGAAAGCCACAUUUUCUUAAAAAAAGAAAAUGAGUGGUGAUAUAUUCUCUUAUAUAUAUGACAUCAGAGGAAGUAAUGUUUUAUGGUACCAAAACCAUACUCAAGAGACACAUAAAAGGUGAUGCACAUGCACUUAGAAAUGAGUGGUGAUAUAUUCAUGUACAACCGAGAGAAAGAGAGAGUGGUUUUUUUGGACUGAGAAUUGCUGUUU
Molecule: messenger RNA, 1942 nt
Organism: Medicago truncatula (barrel medic)
Lineage: Eukaryota; Viridiplantae; Streptophyta; Magnoliopsida; Fabales; Fabaceae
Exons: 6
Coding region: 99-1436 (445 amino acids)
Cellular component (GO): cytoplasm
Molecular function (GO): protein-disulfide reductase activity
Source: RefSeq, a predicted model, not a curated record